Molecule: messenger RNA, 3396 nt
Organism: Tetrahymena thermophila SB210
Lineage: Eukaryota; Ciliophora; Oligohymenophorea; Hymenostomatida; Tetrahymenidae
Exons: 5
Source: RefSeq, a predicted model, not a curated record
UAAAAUUUCUUAAUAAUUCUAAUCAUUAAAUCAUUAGAUAUAAAAUAAGAAAUUAAUAAACUAUCAAAGAUAUAUUUGUAGUAUAUAUUUCUAAUGAGUUUUAAAAAUUAUUACAAAGAGAUUAUCAUCAACUUCUAGACAGAAAGAAAUGAUGAUUAAACAAAUUUAGAGAGUCAUCCCUAAGAUAAUUAGUAAUAAUAAUAGAAAAUCAAUAUUUAGAGCCAAAAUAUAUAGAUAUCAAACAAUAGUCUACCUACCAAAAGCUCUCCCCUUUCUCGAUAAAAAAUUGAUGAUUAAUAGAAUUCGCCUUUUUCAUUUAGCUAAAAGCAGCAUAAUAAGACUUAUAGUUUAGCUAAAAAUAUGUCAUAAUCAUCUCUGAGCUCACAAAAAAAUUAAUCAGUUAAUUUUACUGAAGUAGUUGAUGGAUUAGGCAAAUAAAAUAUUGGGUCUUAAAGUCAGAAAAACCUAAAUAUUUUAUAAAAUAAUAGUAACGAUUUUGUGCAAAAUAAUAAAAGUAUUUAGAAAAAUGAUAAAGCAUAAUAAGGAUAAUAAAAUAUAUAUCAAUUUUAGUUUUAGUAAAAGCUAGAGAGGGUAAGGGAAGACUUUGACUUGAAUAAUUAGGAAUAUAAAAAGGAAUUAGUUGAAGUAAAUAAAAAAAAGCCUUCUCCAAUAAAACUAAGUCCUACUUCAAAACCUCAUAUAAAUGCAUAAUAAUACAAAUAAGUCAGCGAUUUUAACUAAAAUACUUAAAAUGGAAACAAUAAGCAUCAAAAAAAUAAUAGCUACUUCCAAUAAUUCGAAACAUUUUCUGCAAAAAAUGAAUCCUAAGAAUUGAGUAACAAAAGCUCAAAUUUAUUAGAGAAUUCUUAAGAUAAUGUUAGAGAAUAAAGGCUUAUUAACUUACAAAAAAAAUAUAUUGAAAAUUAUGAUAAUGAGAAUAAUUAGAUUAACAGUGAUAAGUUUACAGUUGAUUCCAGUAUAUCAAGCAAUCUCAGGUUAAGUGAUUAAAAUAUUUAAGGAAAAUACACAUUCCAAAAAAAUGUUUAAAAUUAAUUAGAGAGUCCUCAAAAAUUCUAAGAUUCAAGCAUAGAUACUGCUCGUAAUACAAUAAAAACAAAAAGCAUAACAAAUAACUUAUAAUUUAAAGAUCCAAUUAAUAAUGUUCAUGAAAAGUCUACAUGCAGGAAUAAUUAUAAAAAUAAUAAAGAAGAUUUUAUUUAGUUUAACACUGAUUUUAGUCAUCACUUAGAUUAAAAUAGGAAAACAUCUUCUGUGAAUAAAAAAUAAAUUGAAUAAAAUUCAGAUCAGUAAAGCAAUUAAGGAUAAAUAUGUUCAGAUGACCAAUCUUACAUUAAAAUUCAAUAUGAUAAUUAAAAUUUCUAAGAUAAAUAUGCAGAAAAAGAAAAUAAAAAUUAACUUUUCAAGUCUAAGUCUCUUUCAAAAAAAGAAAAUUAAAUUGAAGAGUAAUUAGAUCAAAAAAAUAGGCAAUAAGAAGCUCUCAAAGCUUUUGAAAGUUAAAGAUAAAGCGAUCUAUAAAUAUUUAUAAAUGAAAAUCUACUAUUACAAUAAGAACUUAAUUUUUCCAGGUAAAAUCUAAAGGAAACUAUUGAACAUUAUGAGAGACAAACAGACUAUUAUAAAGAUGAAAUUGAAAGACUAAAACAGCACUUAAAAAUUCAAGAGCUAAACUAACAAGAUUUAAACAUUUAAAACGAAUUAAGAAAUCAAGAAUUGCUUCUUCAUUAACAGCUAGAGGUUGAGGCUCAUAAACAAGGAAAAAAUGAAUAGUUGUUGUAAAUAAUUAAAAAAAUAUAGUAAAUUGAUGUACGUACAGAAUCAAUAUUUUCCCAUAAGCUUGAGCAAGAGAGAAGAGAAAAAGAAGAGAUUAUUGAGAAAAAUAUGAUACUUUAACAGUAAAUUUAAGAUCUUCAAAAUAGCUUAGAUUAUUGCAGAGAUUACUUUAGAACAUCUUAAGAUGCAUAAAUGAAAGAAAAACUCGAGUUAAAUUAGUCAAUUAGAAUUGAAUUGGAAGCUAAAAAUUAAUAAAUUAUUGAAGAAAGGAGAUAACAUAAGCAGCAGCUAAAUUUAAUUAAUGAAGAAAUCAAAAGAUAAACAGAAGAACAUUAAAAAUACAUAGAAUAAACUGAAUAGUAAAUAGCUAACAUAGAAAAUUUUUACAAAAAAUAACUUGAUGAUUUCAAAAGAACAUAUGAAAUAUCUAUAUAGAAAACAAAGUGUAUUACAGAUGAGUUUGAUAGACUAGUGCAGGAAUCUAAUAAAAACAAAGAAUUACUUUAGAAUUGCUAGAGGUAACUAAAGAGCUGUGAGAUUAGAAAUUCCUAACUUGCUGAAAAAAAUAUUUAGUUUAACAAUAAAAUAGUAGAAAUUAAUAAUAUUCUAAUGGAAAAAGAACAGGAAAAAGAUGCAAUGCUUAAAGAAAUUAAUCAACAAGCAUUCAGUUUAGAUGAGAAAGAAAAAUUAAUUGACAAACUUUAAUAGGAGGAAGAAGAUUAUAAAAAACUUUAAUUUUCAUUUAAAGUAGAAGCAAAAAGACUUCAAGAACAAUAAGAGUAAUUAGAUAAUCUUAUAUCUACUUGCUCAAAUCAGCUUGAAGAAAUUGAAUAAUUAAAAAUAAAUUUGGAUUAGAAAUCAUAAGAAAAUAAAGUUAUCAAAGAAGAAUUUGAAGCUUUUUUAGAAAAAAAUUCUAAAGUGAAUGAUUUGAGUAUUGAACAUUAAAAGUAAAAGUAGAAUUUAGAGCAGUAAAUUAUUUAACUGAGACUAACAAACGAAGGACUUUCUGCAAAGAACUAACUUUUAGAGCAAUAAACUUAAAAGUUAACUUUAACCUCACAAAAUCUAUAAUUGUAAUUAGAAUAAAAAGAGGAACUAUUAAAUAAAUUAACUAGGAAAGAAGAAAAAAAUAAUAGAAAGUAUUAAGAAAAUAUUAUGGUAUUAAAAUCAGACAUUGAAUAAUUAUAAAUAUCAGAUAAAUAAAAAUCAGAAGAAAAUGCUAAAUUGAAGCUCAAAGUAAAAAAAAUUGAAAACGAAAGUUUUCUUUAGCUAGAAGAGUUUAAAAAUCAGCUUGAAUCUUAUUACAACAAUUUAAUUAUAAAAUAUUAAGGAGAUAAUAAUAGUGAAACAUAAAAGGAAUAAUUAUAAAAUGAAAUUCUUUCUCUUAAGAAAAAAAUAUGCAACCUAGAAAGUGAUUAUUCGUUAUCAAUCUUAGAAAAUUAAAGACUCUAAAGAGAUCUGUAAGAAAAAAAUGACGAAAUAGAAAUCCUAUUUAAUCGUCUGAAGGAAAUAGAAAUACUAAAGUCUCAAUUAAGUUUACAGUUACAAGAAGUAGAAAUGUAGCGCAAAAAUGACAUCGAAUCCUCUCAGAAAAUUUAUGAAUGA